AUGGCCAAGGACGCAACACUGUCGCCCACCUCCAGGAAUACGGACUCAUCAUUCGGAAGCGCCUCGCCCAUCUUGGCCAAACAUAACAAUGACCCGUACUGGCCCACAAUUGCAACAAAGGAUGAAAUUCCCGGCUGGCUGAAAGAUAAUGACUAUAUAAUCGGAGGACAUCCAAUGCCGACCUAUUCCUACAAACGCUCUUUUCGACUUUGGCGCUGUCUGCACAUGGAGACGAUGAACAUCUGGACCCACCUCAUUGGCAGUGGAGCUUUCGUAGCAGCUGGUAUCAUUUUAUACAACCAUGCAGUCUCCAGAUCCCUCUAUCUCAGCGUUGGGGACAAGUUUGCCUUCGGAAUCCAAAUGACCGCGGGAGCCAUUUGUUUCGCACUGAGCACCAUUUUUCAUACUCUACGAAGCCACUCUUACAACGUUCAUCACUUCUGGGGAAGACUGGACAUCUUUGGAAUCUGCUUGCUCGCACUCGGAGGAGGAUCAUCGGCAACAUAUUACGCUUUCUUCUGUUACCCUAAGGUCCAACGCAUAUACUGGGCGCUCAAUGGGUGUGCGGCACUCGGUGCGGCAGUUACCCUGUUUGACACUGGAGGAGGAGGGAAUAAGAUGCGAGCACUACGAGGCGGCGUCUUCGUCCUGCUUGCGAUUACGGCCAUGCUUCCGAUAUUCCAUUCCAUAGGAAAGCUGGGUUGGGCUCGGGCUUGUGAGCAAAUCGGCGCACAUUGGUACUUCUCCGAGGCAUUAGUGUUGUGCACUGGAGUUUCGAUGUUCGUAUCGAGAAUUCCUGAAAGGCUCAGCCCCGGUACUUUCGACGUGUGGGGUCACUCGCACCAGCUGCAUCAUAUAUGCGCCGUGAUAGGAACUGCCCUCCAUGUCGUUGCGCUGGCAACAAGCUAUAGAUAUCGGCAUCACCAUCCACGAUGUUAA
Westerdykella ornata is the source of this 939-nucleotide messenger RNA. Its product is annotated as HlyIII-domain-containing protein. Gene Ontology annotation, cellular component: membrane. Gene Ontology annotation, molecular function: signaling receptor activity. The record is from RefSeq and is a predicted model, not a curated record. NCBI's taxonomy places the organism in Eukaryota, Fungi, Ascomycota, Dothideomycetes, Pleosporales, Sporormiaceae. The coding region runs from base 1 to 939 and encodes 312 amino acids. The transcript has a single exon.